Nematostella vectensis (starlet sea anemone) is the source of this 2698-nucleotide messenger RNA. RefSeq names its product methionine aminopeptidase 1. The record is from RefSeq and is a predicted model, not a curated record. The transcript has 14 exons. Bases 163 to 1320 code for a protein of 385 amino acids. NCBI's taxonomy places the organism in Eukaryota, Metazoa, Cnidaria, Anthozoa, Actiniaria, Edwardsiidae. Gene Ontology annotation, biological process: proteolysis. Gene Ontology annotation, molecular function: metalloaminopeptidase activity.
UGUUGUGAUGCAUGCAAAACUACCCAAAUUUGUUUGCUUCAUUAAUACUCUCAUAGCUUAAAAUAGCCCUUUGUAACCAGGUAGUUCACUGCCAUUUGCACAAAUUCAAGCUUGUCUUAGUUUUUUUGUCCCUGUGUCGAGCCCGGACGAGGUGGACUGGGAAUGCUUGCUCAUUCCAUCAUGGCGGACCUAGUGAACAGUCGAACGUGUGAAACUCCAGCCUGCAACAAGCCCGCUAAAUUACAGUGUCCCUCGUGUAUCAAGCUAUGUAUACCGGGCAGCUACUUUUGCUCUCAGGAGUGCUUCAAGGGAUAUUGGAAUGAACAUAAGAAACAACACAAGGCUGCGAAAACAUCUGGGCAAAACAAUUCUAUAAAUACAAACAGCUACACACCUUGGCCAGAUUACAUGUUCAGUGGAAAACUCAGGCCCUGGCCCCAGUCUUCAAAGAGAAAAAUUCCUGAUGGGAUCGAUAAACCAGAAUACUGGGAAACAGGUAUUCCAGAGUUUGAAAUGAAGUCCAAACAGAGCACACAGAUUCAAUGUCUUAGUGCCAAGGAAAUUGAGAAGAUGAGAGAAACUUGCAAGCUUGCAAGAGAGGUCUUGGACAUUGGUGCAAAGGCCGUUAAAGUUGGUGCGACUACUGAUGAGAUUGAUAGAGUUGUUCAUGAGGCUUGUAUUGAAAGAAAAUGCUACCCAUCACCACUGAACUACCAUGGCUUUCCUAAAUCAUGUUGCACGUCUAUAAACGAGGUUAUUUGUCAUGGAAUCCCUGACAAGCGACCACUGGAAGAUGGAGAUAUUGUCAACUUGGAUAUUACUGGUUUUUAUAACGGUUACCAUGGUGACCUGAAUGAGACGUUCUUUGUUGGCAAUGUAGCCGAUGAAUACAAGCAGCUUGUAAAAGUGACGUACGAGUGUCUAAUGCAGGCCAUUGAUAUAGUCAAACCUGGUGUCCGUUACCGAGAAGUGGGCAAUGUUAUACAGAAGCACGCCCAGGCGCAUGGGUACUCUGUGGUGAGAAGCUACUGCGGGCAUGGAAUCAACCAGUUAUUCCACACAGCCCCCAGUGUACCACACUAUGCAAAAAACAAAGCUAUUGGAGUAAUGAAACCUGGGCAUACCUUUACAAUUGAGCCCAUGAUAUCACAAGGAACAUGGAGGGACGAGACUUGGCCUGACCAAUGGACUGCUGUUACCCAGGACGGCAAGAGGUCAGCACAGUUUGAACAGACACUCCUUGUCACGGAGACUGGCUGUGAGAUCCUAACCAUUCGGCCAGAAGAAAACGGAGCUCCUCACUUCCUAGCCCAGAUGUGAUUCUUUUUGUGUCUGUGCAUAGUCUGUAGCUGAUCUAAAAUAGCAUACAAAGUGGACUUUACAGAUGAAGCUAUAGAAAAUGCUGUCAAGUCCUUCUUUCAAGGAAUUUUGGAGUCAAGAUUAUUUUCGUCCAUGUUUUGGAUCAGCUGUUGCCCACCAAUCUGUGGCAUUUUGGAUGUGUGCGGAACGUUGCCAAAACGGUCUAUUAGAGGGCUGCCCAUUUUUUAGUUCAGAUAUACCCCGCAAGGAGGCCUUAAUGGUACCCCAAAACAGUGUUAAGCCAAGGUCAAGGAAAGCAAAUGUCAGUGAGAUCAAUAAAUUUUCAAGUUAGUGUAUCUUUACACGGGAACGACAAGGGUGAAUCCAAUAAGGGGAGGCGAAGGCAAGAAUCUUAAGGGGGGAUUCAUUUCUUUCUUGAUUUUCUUUUAUUUCUUCACAUUUUAAAGAAAAAUCUCUGAAUCUCUGGGAAGCAAUAGGGUUGGCCCUACAGGGCCACAUGGUGUAACAUUAAGAAGCCUGUCUUUUCCCUAGAGCAUAAAAAUUCACAAAUUGCAACUGACUUACUUGUUUGAUCAGGCUAAGCAAGGUUUACCAAAGUUUUGCUGGUAGGGUGGGUAGUUCAACUAAGGGUGACUUUGUAUUUAUAUAGUGCCAGAGGUUACAAUUGAAUUAGGAAAUUAGAUAACAACUUGAAGUACACAAACACCACCAUGGUGAAAGAUAUACGUAUAUAACAAUAUGGAACUUUUUGACAUUAUGUUGUCUGCUACACACCUUGCUUGGGGCUAAGAUAAUGGAUGACAUAAGUUUUGUUAUGGAAGACAAAACUGACACCUGUAUUUUGUUAGUGUUUGUAUCUUAUAGGAGGUACAUCAUCAGUCACAUAGGAAGCUUUACACUUUUAACAUCAUAUAGAAAGAUUAAUGGACUACUUAAGAUAUAUAGCAAAUGGUUUUCAUUAACCGGUGAACCAUGUGUAUAUCAAAGAGUAUUAGUUCAAAAAGUUACAACAAAGAAAUUAGUAUGUGUUAAUGAGGUCAAUGCAAACCACUCUAUAGCUGAAGUAAAACAAAUGAGAUGCUUUCACAAAAUAUUUUAUUUUCUCUUUUAUUUCAUUAAUCAAACAAUCUGUUCCUUAUCUUUCAUUGAUGUUCUAUUAUUGAGCCAAGCUUGUCUUCUGUAAGACAAAAAAAGAGUUUUAAAUUUUGCAUUAAACCCUAAAGGAAGCAUAUAACUGUUUGUCCGAUCAAUUGUCCAUCUUUUUGUCUUGUGUCUAUUUGAUGGAUUGACCUCUUGUCCAUUUGUCUGUCUGUCUGACCGUCUCAAAAGUUACAUAUCUUUUGUAACAAAAAGCCAGAAUAAACCAAGAAAAAUCCAA